CGUCACUCUGGAGACGUGAGGGCUGGGCGGCUAGGUAGACAGAUUAAGGACGACCUAUAUCACCACAGCGUCGCCAACGACGGUAAUGUCGGUUGCAAACAUCGAUAUACCAUAUAUUAAAAGCACCUACAGCGAUUACAACGACAUGGGCACGACUUUAUAGAGCACGAUCCCCUUCAAAUCCAGCUACCAUCGGGAAUCUCUCACAAAUUACACCCCGCACUCUACGAUGUCUCUCCUACCAUUUGCGCUGCCUUUGCAGCGGCGCCUCACAAAGAUGUAUACGGACACCAAAUCAUCGCUCGCAUUCGUUGCCGACCCCGCGCGCGCCGAGGACGCCGAAUUGAGCAACCUACACCGCAAACUGCGCAUUCAGAAAGACCGCCUUACAACAUGGGGUCUGCGGUGGAGCGAAGCGAGCCGUACGGACUCCCCAGAAGAUGCGGACAUCGAUGAGGCACUCGCAUCGGCGGGUCUGGCGGAUGUCGCAGGGAGCGUGAUGGCAACGAUCAAUGCAGUGCUGGCGGAAGCUGAGCCACUAUGGGCGGCAUCUGGGCGGGCGGAGAAGGCGCCGAUGGAGAAGGGCGGCGUGGUGUGGGAUAAAGGGCGCUUUGAGGACCUGGUGCGCGACCUGACCAGCUCGAUUGAUACGCUCUAUGAUAUUUCGCGGGCGCGGCAGAGUGAACCGCCAAAGAAGGGAAGGAAGAUCGAGAUGGUGAUUGAGGAGGAGAGGGCCUUUGAGAAGACACGGAUGGAUGCACCGAGGGUGAUUGAUCCGAGGGAGUUGAAGGGAUGGGUUGGCGCGGGCGUUGCGCUGCAAUCCGACGGUAAUAGUCUACCGAAAGUGCUGGACAUGGGCAAGAGAACCAUUCUCUAUAUGACGAAGCAGGCUCCAAUGAGGCCCUGGGCGUCAGAAUCCGAGGAAGUGUGCUUCCCCGUAAUGCUCGAGUUUGCCUCAUACGACCCUAUCUACUCGAUAACCGGCAUCUCACCAUCGAUGACCCGCUUCGAGAAGCUCUUCGCCGGCCUGCAGAGACGGAACGAGGAGGCUGGGCGACCGGAGUUCGGCGUGUUGAACCUAAUCGGGUACUUUGAAGAAGAAAACUCACGAUUCGGCCUCGUGUACGAGCUGCCUGCGCGUUUUCCCACCACGACUCUGUCCAACUCCGUCGUAUCUCGUCCUUUCUACACCCGACUCGCAGAUAUGCUGCAGAUGCGUGCUCAGGAGCCCCCGCUCGAGGUCCGGUACCGGCUAGCAUACAACCUAGCGACGAGUGUCUUCGACCUGCACUCCAAGGGUGUUGUGCAUGGCAACCUCGCGGCGUGCAACAUCGCGUUCUUCGAGCAGAUAAAACCACGCCCUGACGGCGAAUGGGUCCACCCUGCCGUCAACGCGCGCCGGCCAUAUCUUACUGCGUAUGACCUCUUCCCAGAGCCGGGGCGGCCAUCCGACGCUGCUAAUGCCGCCGAAGUUGCGUGGUACCGCCAUGAGCUGGACCCGCGACUGACCCCGCACACACCCCUGACGCCGGAGUCGCGGUCGUUGGACCUAUACAGUCUCGCCAUGCUGUUGGUGGAAAUCGGGCUGUGGACCGUGUCGCGCGAUAUCCGCCACGGCGUUGCUGGGAUUGGUAUUGCGCUGGAUAUCAAGGUCGAGACUGAAGAGGUGAACAAGCAGCUUGCGGCGCGCUGUGGCACUGCGUACCUGCGUGCAGUACAAGCGUGUUGGGGUGCUGUUGACGAUGAGAUAAGUGCGGUUACUCGCCCAGAUGUGGUGCUCCAGAAAGUUUAUGGAAGAGUGUUGAGUUCGUUGGAGAAGUGUUGUGCUAUUGAAGACGAGGAAGAUGAGGACAUUGGAGACGAGUUACUGGUCACCUCAUCGCUGUCAGUUAGUGCCACACCUGAGAUAUCCAAGUCUGAAAAAUGGUCAUCUCCGUCCUCGUCUAGUCUCUCAUUGUCGAGGAAUCUUGGACGGGAGAAGCCACUGCCGCCACCGCCGCCGCCGCCGAGGCGCCCAAGCAAAGAAGAGCAGAUGAAAGCGGAGGAUAUCGAGAUAAAUCAGAUGAUACAGAGUCUUCAUAUUAAGUCCGAGCCUAUUUCCGAGAAGUCCCCGAUGGUACAAAUCGAAGACCCCACCGUCAGACCAAAGCCGAAGUCGAGGAGAUUCCCAAGCAGCGAGAUUAUCCAGGAACACCUCGAUCGCUGGCACGACACAUUGAUGCCGCAGAUUAACCACGCUCUCCGAGGAUUCUACCGGAAGUACCCCGAGUCCGUCGAGAUUAGCCUCGAGAUCAUUGGCGAGACGCCGCUGAAAGCCAAGCCAACUAUCCUCGUCGUCUGCACCAGUGUUGCAAAAGUAAAGAGCAUCCUCAAGCGCCACUUCUCCUAUGACUCCGCUACCUACGGGUUGAUGGUGUGCCGUGGUAAGGUCAUGCGGUCACGUAAGCGUGCGCCAAAACGAUCCAUGGCACGCGACCAAGAUUACGUCGAGCCCAAGAACUCGCAUCACCAAGAGCGCCCAGUGAAUGGAGCCUCGAUCGGCGCUUUCGCCGAGGGUCAGGCUUUAAUGCCUGUCUCCUUUGGUGGUUUAGUUAUGGUCGACGGCGAGCCUUUUGGCUUGACCGUGCACCACAUGCUCGAUGUCCCAAGCGACUCUGAAGACGAAGAUGACGAUUACUCCAUCCCCACUAUCCCCACCAUCCGAUCUUCUGACCAUGGACCCGGGCCCGCACCACUUACCACCGAGGCUCUCGAAGCCCUAGGCUACGAGCUUUCAGACUGCGAUUCCGAGACUUCUUCCAUCGCCUCUAGCAUAUUAAGCGACGCAUCCUCGUUCCUCGAGCCAGGAGACAUCGGCGGUAUUGCACCCGACUGCGCGGGGGGUUACCUGGUCACCCAGCCCGCCCUCGACGACGUCGAUCCCCGCAUCUUCCCCUCUGCCGAAACAAUGACACAAGACUACCUCGACUCCUAUACUCUCGGUUCGCUGCACGCCUCAUCCGGCCUGCGCCGCCGCGCUUGCAGCCUCGGCCUCACACACGAGAUCGACUGGGCUCUUUUUCGCUUCUCCCCCGGCCGAGCACCGGGGGGGAACAAGGUAGCGGGCGCGCCGGCGGGGUGGCCCGGUGCGCUCAUCCCCACUGCGCAUCUGGGUGGCCUGCCCGUGCGCGCGGUGGCGCGGACGUCAGGCGUGACGCAAGGGCGGAUCCAGCGCGCUGUGACGACGGUGAAGUUGCGGGGAAGGCAAACGCCCAGCCAGAGUUUCACGGUCGAGGGCGGGCUAGGGGUGCCGGGGGAUAGCGGAGCGUGGGUCCUUGCUGAGGGUGGUGCGUGUGGGCAUGUGCUUGCGUGGAGUGAUAAGAGGAAGGUGGGGUAUUUUUGCCCGAUGGAAGUCAUGUUUGAGGAUAUUAGGGGAACGUUGGGGGCAAGGGUCGUGGAAUUUCCGGGGGCGAGUGGAGUGGAGGCGAGGGAUGAGGAAGAUGAUGAGACUAUGGUUGAAGUGGAGGAGGUGCAAGUGCUAGGUGACAAGGAGAAGAUGGAUGAGGUGGGGUUGUCGGUAUACUCCCUCUUGAAGGGAGGCCAAGUGAAGAGUGAGGUCGAGGAUGUGGACUUGGUGACAGGGAUGGAGGGGAUGUGCGUCAGAGCCUGAAUUUGUCUCGUCAUUUCUUGUAUGUGAUAUCCGGUUGUUUUUAGCGGCCCUUGGGAAGGAGGGAUGAGGAGAGUGAGAUUGAGAUACCCUACUUUAGAAUAAGAAUUUAUGAUUGUUUUGCUUGGGUUAGGGCCAUAGUAUGUAUGUAUGCUUUGCAACUUGCUCAUAAGGUUGGGAGGGGCGCUGGAAAGUUGGAAGGUGGUGCUUAGUGGGUGGCUCCUUCAUUAUGUGGCUAAUAUUGCUACAACUACAUACUUUCGUAUUCCUUACGAUGGGCAGCUGCGGUUGGAGGUGCGCUACCUGCACGUUCCAUAACUAAAUGGCGAUGACUCCCUUCAAUAAUGAUGGAGCACACGGAACCUGUACCUUUGGCCCUCCAGAGCAAUCCUACUUUUCUGAUCCACAUCGUCCCGACACGUUAUCUGCGACACCACGGCCACGUGAAUAUCCCAGCUCCAAAUGGAUUUGGACCCGCCGCCGCCUUACGAACCUCCGCCUUACGAACCUCCCUCUGACCCUGGCGAUGAUGCCAGCGCUGACUUCAGCACCGACAUCAGUGACAUCAGCGACGAUGUCAGCUUCGACGACAGCGACCCAGGCGUAAACUGGGCGCGCAACCACCUCCUCGAAGCCCGCGCCGCUCUCGCCAGCUACCCUGGAGCCAAGCGCGCCUUGAAGCGGCAGGUGCUCGAAGAACAAGAGAUGAUACGGCUAGGCAUCGACCAUCAUGGACCGCCACCUGCACAUGCUCCGCGGAUCAUCGUGCCACCUUGGAAGGACGGCAGCACGCUCACAGACGUGGUGCCGACUAGUUCGAUCUUUGGGCCAGGAAAUAUCGAGGAAGAGCUGGAUCAAGCUAUUCGUUUUCAGGAGUUCGGAUAUAUGAAUAUGAUGCCUGUUCCGCCCCGUAGGCAAGACCCUCUGAGAGAUGCGUUCGGGGGUGUGCAGACAAUGGCUGUGCGAAAUCCGUCGAUUAAAUGGGGCGCUAUGGUGCCACGACAACAUUUUCCAGGGGCAGAGGUGGAGGGAGUUCUACCCGAAAUGCAGUUGACACCGGAGUUUGUGAUAAUUAAGCGGCAUGUGUGCGGGACACAGUGUCCUGAGGGGUGUCACGAGGGAGGAGGAGUGAGAAGGAAGGGGAAGGGAAAGCCAGUGGUUGAGGUAGGAGAUGUCGAGGGAGGUGAGGCAAUGGAGGGCGUGGUGUCUGCACAUUGGGGCAACGAUGACUUUGAUGAGAGUGGUGAGAGCGGCUCUGAGCACGAACGCCAAGAGAAGUCGCGAAAGCAGCAGGAACUCGAGACAAUAGAGACUUUAGAGCAUUGCACAAUUAUCGAGCGGCAUCGCAGGAAAUGGGCAGCGGAAAUUGGCGCACUGACUUUUAAAGCGCGGAUUAUGAGUGAGAAGCUCCCAUCAAUUAGCCUCAAUACGAAAGAACCAAGCCACGAAUCAGAGAGGGUUUACGAGCCAGCAUUUAUGUUGGCUGGCAAGAUGAUGAAUCGACUGGAUGAUCAGAGAAAGAAGGAAGCCGAGCUUAAGCAGGAGAAGGCGAGGCUAGCAAGAAUACGAAUUGCGAAGUUCCGCGCGGCAAGGGCGGGGCGAGAUACUUCCAAGAUGGGAGAUGAGGCGGGAGAGACCAUGUUCCAGUCGCUGGUGGACAGCGGCAAUCUCGCUGCACCGGAAAACAACACAGGGAACGAGAGUUUUAAUAGCGCCUACGAGAAAUCGCCUACUGGGCGCAACGAUGACGGGGCUCCUGGUCUGGCUCCACGGUCGCCAGACAAGGAAGACGCCGGAGAGAGGCGUAAGCAGGAGAAGUCAAGGCUGGCCAAAAUACGGCUUGCAGAAUGGCGAGCCGCAAUGGCGGAGCAAAAUACCACCAGGAUGGGGGGUAAAGCAGGAGAGGCCGCGUUAAAGUCGAUUGAUGAUAGCCCAGGGCCAAGUGUGGUUACUGAAAACGCCCCGACAAGUGAUUUUGAUGAGGCUAUGCCACUGCAAGACAGCUACCCCACUGUCAAAUCCACUGAGGAGGCAGUAUCCGACCUAGCAGAACAAGAGGACAACAUAUUACAAGAGACAGCUCAAGAAGGGGUCCCCGAAGAGAUACGCAAACUCGAGGCCACUUCUCAAGAGACUACUGCGGAAGAGUCCAUCGCCCAGGCACUCAUCGCCCCAGCUGCGAUUGUCCGGGAUGCAACUACUCCAGACCUUGAUCUUGAAGAAACUCCCAUUUCUGAAUCAGCCCCCAAAGAGAGCACUUCAGUAGAGGCUACACCGGAAGAUGCCACGUCUGAAAAGUCUGCAGCGAAAGAGGCCGCGCCUGAAGAUGCCACGGCUGAAACACC
Pseudogymnoascus verrucosus is the source of this 5991-nucleotide messenger RNA. RefSeq lists its product as uncharacterized. The transcript has 3 exons. The coding region runs from base 230 to 3649 and encodes 1139 amino acids. NCBI's taxonomy places the organism in Eukaryota, Fungi, Ascomycota, Leotiomycetes, Thelebolales, Thelebolaceae. The record is from RefSeq and is a predicted model, not a curated record.